UCGCACUAGUUUGCACCAUGAUUGAUUUUCUGCCCUAUACUCAUUUAUGUCAUGACUUUUUAGGUUAAGUUCGGACUUCUGUUUAUUUACUAUUAUGAAAAUUUUAAAAUAAGUUAAAAAAAAAAAUGAAGCGCAAUUCUGAGGAAAUGGAUAUGGGAGAUAAUUCUUUAACAUCAUUGGAAGGUUCCUCUGCCCCAAAAAGAGCAAAAGAAAAUCAAGAGGAAAAUAGUUUAUUGCAUCUUACAAUGGAUAUAGAUUCCAGAGACGAACCAGUGGCCUCAGAGCAAUCGCUUUUGAACGUAUUUAAGAAAUUUGUUGGGGCAGGCCGUCACAGCAUGGUAGAGAGGGAUCCCAACCCAACAGGUCACCCACUAGUUAAUUCCAACUAUGUAGGCAAACAAUCCCAUUAUGAAAUGAUGGACUUGGAAGCUGACACAUCAAAUGCCUCACAAUUCAUAGUUGCCAAUAUGGGUAAUAAGGUUGACCAAAUAGGCAGGCAGAUGAAGAAUUUACAUGAGAACCUUAGACAGGUGAUGCAGGACUCUUUAAGGGACAGCCAAUUGCACAUGGCGGCUUGUAAUUUUGUUAAAAAGCCUGGGCAGGUUUAUCACUUGUAUGAACGGCCUUCGGGACAAAAAUAUUUCAGCAUGUUGUCACCACAGGAUUGGGACGGCAACAGUCCUCACAAGUUUUUGGGCAGUUGGUAUCUGGAAGCGGAUCAGAGUUGGACACCAGCAGAAGAAAGACAUGCCAGAUUUGAAGGAGUUACUUUUAUUAAGAAAUUAUUGCUAGAUUCCAAAAAUAAGUCUAUACAAUAAUUUUAAUAUGUAAUAAGGAUAUGAAAAAUAAAGCGCUAAAUUUCAA
This is a messenger RNA of Anthonomus grandis grandis, 864 nucleotides long. RefSeq lists its product as uncharacterized. The transcript is spliced from 6 exons. The coding region runs from base 126 to 818 and encodes 230 amino acids. The record is from RefSeq and is a predicted model, not a curated record. Lineage: Eukaryota; Metazoa; Arthropoda; Insecta; Coleoptera; Curculionidae.